Messenger RNA from Ornithodoros turicata, 2401 nucleotides. RefSeq lists its product as uncharacterized. The record is from RefSeq and is a predicted model, not a curated record. Gene Ontology annotation, biological process: proteolysis. NCBI's taxonomy places the organism in Eukaryota, Metazoa, Arthropoda, Arachnida, Ixodida, Argasidae. Gene Ontology annotation, molecular function: cysteine-type endopeptidase activity. The coding region runs from base 39 to 923 and encodes 294 amino acids. The transcript has 6 exons.
CUCAAAAAUGGCCAUUGUGAGUGGUAGUGUGCCAACAAAUGUUCCCGACAUGGAUCAUCGCAGCCGAGGCGGAAGACGAGCAAGGUGCGUCAUCUUCACCAUCUCCGAACUUGAAUAACUGGUUGCAUCCCAAGCUGUGUCAACAAGUCAAGAAGAUUGCUGGACAUCCUGAACAAAUUGGAACCGAAAAAGACGAAGAUAGGAUACGAAGGAUCUUUCAUGAACAGCUUGGAUUUGACGUUUGUGUGUAUGAAAACUUCAAAAGCGAGGAGUUUCUCAAAAAGCUUGAAGAGCUGGCUGGCGAGGAUCACUCACGUACAUACUGCAUCUGCGUGUUCCUGUUGAACCAUGGGAACGAUGAUGCCAUAAUCUGCUCAGACGCCAAAGAAAUUCAACUGUCCAAAGUGUAUGCUACGUUCGGCAGAAGGAACUGUGAAGAUCUGGUUGAGCAACCUAAAUUGUUUUUCGUUCAGAGAAGCUUUGCAGAAAGGAGCAAGUCUGACAAAGCAGACAGACAGAGACAGCUGACACAAAGACAGCUGACAGAGUUCUUGGUAGUGAACCUAAAAUCAUCACAUCUGGUCCGCCGCCUGAUUUUGCAAGGCGUCAACCCGGACAUCGUGGAGUUUGCGAUACGCGCAAGACUUAACAGAACGGGGUUGGUAGACGUGCUCGACGAGCAAGACCUACACAGGGCGCUAGGUGAAGUCGUGUCCUUACCACAAAACGUCAGAACAAGGGAAGUUCCAAAAGCAGAGAGAGGUGACUUGAGCAAGUGCAUCAUCUGCAAGACGGGAGACAGACAAAUCAUUUUCCUUCCAUGCAGUCAUCUUGUCUCCUGCACUGGAUGUGCCGCAUCCUGCACCGUCUGUCCCUCAUGCGAGCGCAAGGUCGCAACCACGAGGGAGGUUUCCUUGGCCUGAAAACAUGGAAAACCGGCCGGUGUCAAUUAGUAGUACUAGUUGCAAAUUACCUGAACACGUUCUUGUUGUCUACAUACAGAAGUUCUUAAGUGACCACAAUGUUUUGUCCAAAUAUCAGCAUGGCUUUAGAAAAAAUAUGUCAACUGUCACUCAGCUUGUGGAUGUUGUACAUGAAUUUCCCAGUGUAUUAGACAAAUGUGGUCAAUUAGAUGUGUUGUUCUUGGAUUUUUGCAAAGCCUUCGACAAAGUCCCACAUGGAAAGUUGUUAUAUCGUUUGGAAAGCUUAGGGCUCCCUGCAUUUGUUGUGAGAUGGAUCCAAACAUACCUCAAUGACGGGCAACAGUUUGUAGAAAUUAGUAAUCGUCCUUCAGGCAUGUGUGCUGUUAGUUCCGGUGUCCCUCAGGGAAGCGUAUUGGGACCGUUGUUGUUCUUAAUUUAUAUCAAUGAUAUUGUUACUGUGAUUCCAGAAGGUGUUUCAAUAAGGCUAUUUGCAGAUGAUUGUGUGAUUUUUAAGGGGGUCACGAGCCAUGCCGAUCAUUUAUUAUUACAGAAUUCUAUGGUCGCAGUUUUAGAAUGGUGUAGCCAAUGGGGAAUGAAGAUUAAUUUGGAUAAGACAGUACUGAUGCGACUUACAAGAGAAAAGUUACCGAGUGUGUUCCCAUAUUUGCUUGGGAGUCAAGAAAUAUCCCAAGUACAGAAGAAUAAAUACUUGGGGGUGACAAUCAAUAGUAGACUAACGUGGUCUGAUCACAUUUCUGACACCUGUGCAUUAGCCCUGAAGAAAUUAGGAUUUAUACAAAGGAAACUUAAAUAUGCACCGGCACAAACAAAGCUACUCGCAUAUAACACAUUUGUUAGAUCAAAACUUGAAUAUGCAGCAGUAGUUUGGGACCCGUAUCAGAAAAGGGAUAUUACACUACUUGAGAGGGUACAGAGAAGAGCCAUAAGAUUCAUUUUUGGGAAAUACAGAAGAACUGACUUACCUAGUAAGCUGAUGCAGGUAAACAACAUUCAGACACUUGAACUGCGCCGAAAAAUUAGUCGGAUAUUAUUUCUUCGUAAGGGUCUGCUGGGAAAUGUCGCAUUAAAUUUACCAAAUUCUCUGAAACCGUCAUUGUUGAGAAGAACACUACACAGUCAGCGGGAACAAAUGCUAGCACAAAUUUUUGCAAGAACUAAUGCAUUUAAAUAUAGUUUCUUUCCUCGAACAAUAGAAGAUUGGAACUCAUUGCCCGGAAGUGUUUUCGAGUCAGGUAAUUUUAUAAGUAACGUGGAGCAAUUUUAUUUUUGUUCUCAAUAGAAUGCCUUGUGGUGUUGAUUUAAUAGAUAUAGUGUAUGAUCGUGUUUUGAUGGGUCAAUUUACUGAGCUCUGUUUUGUUGUCCAUUGUUGAGUAUGUGUCAAACAUGUAUGCCACUCCUGUUUGGGCCACAUAUUGGCUUACAGUAUUAAUAAAUAAAUAAAAUAAAAAUAAAAGUGA